AUGCCGUACGAAAGCUUUACAACACAAGAACAGGUGGAGAUCACUGAGGUCGUGCAGGACUCGUUCACCAACGCAUGGAUGUACGUGCUACACGUGCAACGCGGCAACACGAGCACGCACUCGUCGCCACGUGGGCCUGUAGAGGAGGGUUUCACGCAUGAGUACAUCAUUAGCCGUCGCUUUAGUGAGUUCAAGCAGCUCCACAUGGCACUAGCGUCCGUCAUGGGCGAUGCGCUCACGCCACUUCCAGCAGACGGACUCAUGUCGAUCAUUCUGGCGGAUAAUCAGACGCUACUAGAAGAGAGGCGAGAAGUGCUCGCUCAGAUUGUUAUUGACAUUUUGAACCACCCGGUGGCACGUGACCUGCCAGACGUGCUGGAGUUUUUGGGUCAUGAGUCUAUUAGCGCCAAGGUCAUGGGACCGCUAUCAGGUCAGUGUCAUGGCUCUAUCCACAAGACAUCAAGUCCCGCUUGGACGGCACUUAACAUCUCUUGCCUAGCAUCAAUCAUGUCGUUGUAG
Messenger RNA from Peronospora farinosa, 519 nucleotides. NCBI's taxonomy places the organism in Eukaryota, Oomycota, Peronosporomycetes, Peronosporales, Peronosporaceae. The record is from the annotation of a GenBank genome assembly.